This is a messenger RNA of Symbiodinium necroappetens, 3378 nucleotides long. The record is from the annotation of a GenBank genome assembly. NCBI's taxonomy places the organism in Eukaryota, Dinophyceae, Suessiales, Symbiodiniaceae.
AUGUGGGGCUCUUCAGGCUGGCAUGGGGAGCACGAAAGCCUGCAGCAGGUCCGAAAAUUGGAGGUGUUUCCACAUGGUCUUGCUGCAAUCAAGUUUGACUCCAGCGUGAUCUUAUUGGGUCGCACACGCAGUAUGGCAGCCCCACCACCGCUCGGCAACGUUCGACAGAUUGCUGCUUGCCAGGGUUCCAUGUCCGGUGCAUAUGCUGCUGUUCUCCACGAUGGACGCGUCAGAACUUGGGGGUGCCCUAAGCUGGGUGGCAGCAGCUCUGAAGUUGAAUCUGAGCUCUAUUGUGUUCGAGAGAUCAAAGCUUGCAGCAGCACAUUUGCAGGUGCUUUCGCGGCUAUCCGCGAGGAUGGUAGGGUGAUCACCUGGGGCUCGAGAACCUAUGGAGGCGACAGCACUGCCGUGCGGGAGCAACUUCACGACGUGACAGAUGUUGUUUCAACAUGCUUCGCUUUCGCGGCUGUCAAAAAAGACGGAAACGUCGUUUGCUGGGGUGCCCCGGAAUUUGGAGGAGAUUGUGUGAGCGUACAGGAGGAGCUGCAUGGCGUGAAGUAUGUGUGCGCAACUUCCGGAGCUUUUGCUGCACUCUGCAGAGACGGAAGUGUAUCAACGUGGGGGUGCCAGCAGUUUGGGGGAGACUGCUCUGGUGUCAAAGCAAAGCUUUCUGCAGUGAGGGACGUUGUUGCUUCAGGGGCCGCCUUUGCUGCCCUUCGGUCUGACGGAACUGUGGUGACCUGGGGCCAUGUUCCCGCUGGUGGCGACAGCAGUUCAGCUCAAGCACGCUUGACCAACGUCCGGCAGAUCGUCGCCUCGGCUUACGCUUUUGCUGCUUUGCGAAGCGAUGGCGAGGUCGUGACUUGGGGCCAAAAGGACUGGGGAGGCGCGCUGGCCUGCAACUGGGAAGAGUGGACUGCUGAUCCGCGUCUGGUUACAUGGACCUUGACAGGCUUAGCCAAGAAGCGGCGCCUGGCGACGGCUUUGCUCGUCCUGCAGUCUAUGCGACACGGACUGCUGGAAGUCAACAUUUUUCAUGUUACAGCCGUGAUGAGUGCUGGAAGGGCUACCCAUCGCUGGGCCACCUCGUUGGUUUCCCUCCGGCACUGGUGCGACAGAGGUCUCGCUGCCAACACAGUUGCUCGAAAUGCUGCUGUUGCAGCAGCUGCCCUGGGCGACUGGCGGUUUGCCCAGGCUUUGGCCUCGGAAGCAUGCAAGCAAGGUUCGGUGGACCAUGUCACCCUGGGUUCUGCCAUGGCUGCUUUGAGCUGGACCAAGGCCCUGUCGCUGUUGGCGCAGAGCCCGGUUCUCUUGCGAAAGCCGCUGGAUCCGAUCUGUCUCCGAACAGCCAUGACCUCUUGCGAGAAAUCGAGCGGCUGGGAACAGACUCUCCGCAUUUUUAGACACUUUCAUGGAAGGCCUGGUGACAUCGGUGCCGCGAGCUUCAACCCGGCCAUCUCAGCAUGCGAGAAGGGUCUGCAGUGGCAGCUCUCUUUUCGCAUCUUGGGAAUGGCGGGGGAAUGUCGGUGGAAACCGAGCGAUGUGAGCUGGGCAGCCGUCGCCAGCGCCUGUGAGAAGGCCGGUCCCUGGCAGCGAGCGCUCCACAUCCUUGGCGGCUCGCAGCGAAGCGGCCUAUGGCUGUUCAGCUCAGCGAUGAGUGCAUGCAUGCACGCAGGAGUCGAGUCGUGGUGCCGGGCCCUGCAGCUUCUGCGCUGUUGUAUAGAUGCGGGGAUGCAGCCUUCAACAGUCUCGUACUCCGCGGUUUUAGAAGUUUGCCGGCGGACAGGCUCCUGGCGGAGGGUGUCGCAGCUAUUGCGAACCAUGGGUACGCAGCGACUGCCGAGUUCCGUCAUUGCUUUGAACACCGCUAUGCUGGCAUGCCUUCGCUCGGGGCUCUCUGAACAAGUCCUGCGCCUUUUUGGUGAUGUGAAGCGGCAGAGUCUGCAGCCAACAUCCCUCACUUUGAGUCACGUGGCAGAUGCCCUGUCACAUUCUCCGACCGAAACAGUGCCACUGCUGGUUCGCUUGCGCGACGAUUUCAUGUCCGAUGCCAGAGCUCGGCUCCGCGAGUGGCGAAAAGUCGAAUCAUUUCGCGGCUACGGCUCUCGCCACCUGCACUUUUUGCAACAGCGAGCGGGCAGUGGCAGGUGUCCAGCCAUGGCGGUGCGAGCGCUGGUGGGUGUGCUUCUGCUGCAGCAAAGCAUCGCCAUCCAGAUGCACGAGCAUGAAGAUCACCACAAGUCUGGAGCGCAUCGUCCGACCUGCAAGCAAGCAUGCCUUCCGAAUUGUCCGGCAUCUUCCCGAACCGGCGUGCCUUGCAUGCCUGUGGCCGACACGUGGCCGUACAAGAGCAACGAGUCCUGGCGUGUCGAACUGGGAGAGAGGAUCUUGAUGGCAGCCCAUCCAAACCAGGAAGCCACCGAAAGUGCAUGCGGCGGCUUCAAGCUGUUCGGUGACUCGGCUUGGUGCCUGGCUGCCUUCAAGGGUGAUUACGGCAAGCUGGGUCUUUCCUUUGGGAUUGAGGAGCGGGACCUCUGGAGCGAGACCAUGAGCAAUGACUUUCACAUGCCGACGAAACUCUACGACUGCUUCCAGAAUCCCAAGUCUUCGCCCGCUUUGGCGAUGAUCGCUCCGAAUGCAAAGGGCUCAUGUGCGGGAAAUCCGCACCACUGCUAUGAGACCCACUACGAUGCUUUCCGGGUCUGCCUUGGCCCCAAGCACGAAACAGUCAACCAGCGGCAGUACACAUCGCUGGCCGAGUUGCUCGCCGGGCGUGGUGAGAUGUCGACGCAUCUCAAGAUUGAUGUCGAGGGUUCUGAGUGGUCCGUCCUGGAAGAUCUCCUCAAGAACGAAGAAGAUAUGAAGAAGAUCCGCACGCUGGACAUGGAAGUUCACUUCGGCUUCGGUGCAGCAUCUGAAGCUGCACACAACAAAGGAAGCAAGAAGGACCAGCUUCAGCGCGAAGUGGGCAUCUUUGAGCAGCUGGCAUCCCACUUCGCAGUGACUGGAACCAACAUCGAGACCAACGCUGAUGGUUGGCAGCCUGCGCAGAGCUGCCCGAAGCAGCAGUGUGAAGAACCCUUUGUGCACACUGCCGGCGGUGUUCCUGUGAACCAGUUUGCGAUCAGCUUCGUGAACCAUGCGCACCUCAGGCGGGGAAUCCCCAGCCCUGAUGCAAUCGCUGCUGCACACCACAGCCUUGCAGCGGACCAUGCGGAGGACCAGAUGGAGGACCACGCGGAGGCAGAUGCCGAGGACCACAUGGAGGACCACGCGGAGGCAGAUGCCGUGGCCGAGGACCACAUGCAGGACCACGCGGAGGUGGAUGCCGAGGACCACGCGGAGGCAGAUGUGGAGGAUCACGCCCAAGUAGAUGCC